AUGAUCCAGCCUCCCUCCCAAAGCAAACGCUGGGCGUUGCCUUCACCAACUUUACUGAAAGGUGUGGCAGAUCACGGAGAUUGACUGAUCCCAGAUAUUUCCCAAUUUCCCCUUAAUUCUACCUUUUGGCUCCUCGUUUCUUUACAAGCGCAAAAAUGUCUGUUUGGGACGAUCUGGAUCUCCUCUUGGACUCCCCCUCCUCCUCCUCCUCCUCACUGGCCACAACAUCCAAGGAAAGAGGAACAGUGAAGGACAAGGCCGAUUUUAAAGUGGAUGAGGAUGUGACUGCACUCCGGAAAGCUAUUGAGGGUCUCGGUACAACAGAAAAGACACUUAUUGAUGUGCUGACUCAAAGAAGUAAUGCUCAGCGUCAGCUUGUCGCUAGCGCCUAUGAGAAAGCCACAGGAAGGAAAUUAGUAGCUGACCUGGAGGGCGACACCCAUGGUGACUUUGAGAACCUGUUAGUUGCCUUGGUAACACCUCCUGCUCUCUUUGACUGUAAUGAAGUGAUCAGAGCUAUAAAGGGUUCAGGGACCACCGAGUGUAUCCUGACAGAAAUAUUUGCUUCUAGAUCAAACAAACAGAUCAGAGACAUGGCUGACACUUACCUAAAAGAAACUGGAAGAUUGAUGAUUCAUGACCUGAAGUCAGAGGUGUCAGGAGAUUACGCCAAAGCGCUGCUCAUCUUGGCUGAGGGGAAAAGGGACGAGAGCACCAGUGUGGACGCUGCUAAAGCCAAAGAAGAUGCUAAGACAUUGUAUGAAGCAGGAGAGAAGAAGUGGGGGACUGAUGAGGACAAGUUUAUUGACAUCUUGUGCCACGGGAGUGUUCCUCAGCUUCGACAAACUCUGGUGGAGUACAAGAACAUUAGCAAGAAGACUCUGCAGGAGAGCAUUGAAAGUGAAAUGUCUGGAGAAGUGGAAAAACUACUUGUGGCGAUUGUUAAAUGCGUGAAGAACGUUCCUGCAUACUUUGCUGAGAGGCUCUUCAAGAGCAUGAGGGGUGCAGGAACCGAUGAAUCCACACUUACUAGAAUCAUCGUUGGUCGUUCUGAAAUCGAUUUGUUGGACAUCAAAGCAGAGUACAAGAAGCUGUUUGGUGUUAGCCUUCACUCAGAGUUAAAGUCUGAGGUGUCGGGAAAUUACGGAGAGGCCUUGAUGCUGCUGUGUGGAACAGAAGACUAACUCCUCCCAUCAAGUCUGUUCUCAGUGUUCAUUGGAUGCUGACUGACCAACACCUAAAUGCAUUUGACUAAACCUAAAGAUGUUUUAAAAGGCAAACUUGUGACUUAACCUGUCAAAUGUCCUAUAAGCACUGUAUACAUUUGGGCAGACUGUCUAACUUAAUCAAAAUAAAGAGAACAUUUUUAAGUGUGAAAAAACA
Messenger RNA from Oryzias latipes (Japanese medaka), 1383 nucleotides. It is a transcript of the gene anxa3b, whose product is annotated as annexin A3b. Gene Ontology annotation, cellular component: plasma membrane; nucleus; cytoplasm. Lineage: Eukaryota; Metazoa; Chordata; Actinopteri; Beloniformes; Adrianichthyidae. The record is from RefSeq and is a predicted model, not a curated record. Gene Ontology annotation, molecular function: calcium ion binding; calcium-dependent phospholipid binding; phospholipase inhibitor activity.